Molecule: messenger RNA, 3335 nt
Organism: Salvelinus fontinalis (brook trout)
Lineage: Eukaryota; Metazoa; Chordata; Actinopteri; Salmoniformes; Salmonidae
Exons: 2
Coding region: 824-1714 (296 amino acids)
Source: RefSeq, a predicted model, not a curated record
GUUAGGGGCGGAGUCUUUAGAAUUUUCAAACUUCUUAGCAACCAAUGGGAGCUCGUUGGUGUUUGCUGACGUAAAUGCGUUUAUACACGAAAUGUUGUUGUGAACGGUACCGCGGUGAAAUUUCUUAGAGCGUUUGUGAAAAUUCUACGAACUAUAUUUUUGCUUUCUUUCACAAGACCUACAAAUAACAGUUUCUGGAUGCGAUUUCAUUUGCACAUUCUACAUAACGUUAGCAAGCUAUAGCUUUACAACUGUGAAAAUGUUAAACCCUCUGUCUUGAAACAAGUCUGGUUUUAAAGAACUGCUAAAACUGUUAAAACAGUCACUCUGCUAUUCAUAUGUUUGGGUUACAAAAUGUCCCUAGGAUUCUGUAAACUAAAUGGCAGGCCCUAUUUUCAUUUGCUAGAGUUAAAUAAAAUGGAAUUAUAUUGUAUUUUAAGAAAAAAUGGCAACUAACAACUCAAUAACAGGGGUGUCAAACUCAUUUUUCCCAGGGGUAUGCAUUCAAUCUUCAAGGAUGCUCCCUGACUGUCUAGUGAUUAUUAGUGAACUGGACAGUCAAGAAACGGUAUGACUAUAGUACCAUUAUCAUUUCUACACAGUUUCCAUUUGGUUUAAGUCAUUUUAAAGUAUAUUUUACUCAAACCACCCAAGGGCCAGAUUGGACCCACCUUUAAUAUGUUAAUGUUUCUCACUCACACACGCAUUCAGGAAGUGACUAUAGGUCCACAACAGCAUAUCUAUUUCCCCAUCAUGGCCAUUUGCAUCUCAGCUACAGCAAACCGGCCUUGUCUUGUCUUCUGUUGUCUUUCACAAGAGGAACAUGGUUCCAAUGGAGGCAAUGAGUGGGUUCCAGAAUGUUCUAGAACCCAGCCAAGACAAUGGAUGGAUCAUUCACUGUUUGGCCCACACCAUGGCUGAAGAUGUAGUACACUCAGCUACAUAUUACCUGUCCUCAUUCAUCUGUCUUCCAGUUAGGGAGAGAUCGGCUGAGAAGCUAGCCUCUCUGGCCAUCAUAGCUGCCUUUAAGGAAGCAGUUGGAAGUGAGAGCUUUUGGUCCAACAUACCCUCUUCAUUCAGCACAAGAUCUUUGUCCUAUUGCAAUGCCAGCUCACCCUCAGAUAGAAGGAAGACGGUUCUACACAGUACAAGACAAAGGGAGGUUCAUAUGGAUACAGAGAUGAGUGGGAAUGGUGAGACACAUCAAUUCAACGGGACCAUCAAGUACUAUUCCUCUGGACCCUCCAGCUCCACUCUCCGCCCCUCCAAGGGCACCCACUCCUCCGGCGAGGUCAGUUAUGAAGAGCGAAGACUCCACGGAAGGAGUGCCAAGCUGAUGACGUACGCAGAGGCGAUCUCUGAUGACAUCAUCACAUGGCUGAACAAUAACAUAACAAAUAUUGACGCUCUCUGUCUGUUAGCUGAUCAACUGUCUGAUGACAUCAUCACGUCGUUAUUAACUGAGGUGAGGUUGAGGGGGUAUGCUGGAAGGCUGGUCUCGGAUGUAUUCUCCCUGGGUUGGAGAGAGCUAAAGAUAGCCUCAGUCCAGGACACCCUGGUUCUACAUCCAACCACCAACUAUGCUGGAAGGCUGGUCUCCGGUGCACUCUCUCUGGCUAGAGCGGAGCUGAAGAGGGCCUCUCUCCAUGACUCCCUGGUUCUCCAACAGGAGCAGAAGGGGAGAGGGGAACCAAGUCCAAUGGACAAACGUUGACCUAAACACACCACUGUCUAUCCAUAUCCCUGUCUACCCACUCCCAGCCAGUCAUCCAGAAUCCAGCUCGGUUCACCCAAAACCUAUGAGUUGAAUUCAGAUCGGACCCCCAACAUGACAGCACACUCUUCAUCCCACUCUUCAUCCCAGUCACUCCGCUGUUGAGUGCUUGGCCUAAGCUGUGGUGAGGUGUUGUGGCAUAAGUGACAGGGCCCCUGGCCACUAGGUGGCCCCGACCCAUUUUCUGUAUGUUAAAACUGCAAAAAUGUCUCUUCACCUCAUGGCAAAAUGUGUAGAAUUGCAGAACACCUUCUUUAAAACUGCAAAAUGUCCUCUACUCCCCAUGGCCGAAUGUGUAGAAUUUCAGGAAAUUCACUUUAAAACUUAAAGUGUUCUCUCCGCCGUCAAGAGAGGGGGCCACAAAAAUGUUUUGCCCAUAAGGCCCACAAACAAAUCUAGCUUAGGGCCCCCAAAAGGCAGCAGUGUAUGUAGUUCAGUGGCCAUAUGUACUCUUUAUCUCCAGUGCAUCACUAGAGCUGAGCUCCUUGUCAUUCACAAUCUCUAUAUCAGGCGGUGUGUGAAAGGAAGGCCAGGAUAAUGGUUAGACUCCAGCCAUCCAAGCCAUAGACUGUUCUCUCUGUUUACGUUCUGUUUUACUUUACAGUACUACUCAUAUUGAUUACUGGUAAAGAGUUUCAAUAAAGGCAUUUCAAUGUACUUGUACACAUGACAAUAGAAACUAGAAAUAUUUUACACUCUAGGUUUCUUCCUAGGUUCCUGCCUUUCUAGGGAGUAUUUUCCUAGCCACCGUGCUUCUACAUCUGCAUUGCUUGCUGUUUGGGGUUUUAGGCUGGGUUUCUAUACAGCACUUUGAGAUAUCAGCUGAUGUAAGAAGGGCUUUAUAAAUACAUUUGAUUGAUUGAUUGACAUAGUUCUCCAGAGUGGUUGAACUACACUGAGUGGGAGGCCUGGUGGUAAUGACACAGAAUGACCACAAGAGGGCGCCAUCUCGGUAGUUAUUCAGCUCCUGCAGUAACUGUUGGAUAAGUGUUUUCAGAACUGAUGAGCUUGAUAUUCAUGAGUUAUAGCAUUGCUUAUGUAUAAUUGCUUGCUGACAAUAUUGCUUGCCACAAGGUUAGAGUUAGUGGUCAAAAUUGGACUAAAUUUAAUCCAUGAUCUUGAGCCAUAACCUGAACUUCAAACUAAACCUGGGAUUAAAUUGACUUUGUAUUUGUUUACUCACUGACGAUAUUACCACAAGGUUAGGGUUAAUGAUUCAAAUGAUUUAGCUCCAGGUCUCAGGGGCAACUUUGCAAAGUUGAUAGAACUUUAGAGUUUAAUAAGCUCAACCCAAAAUUAAAAGAUCAUUUAUUGUAGCGCUAUAUUUGCUUACUGACGAUGCAACACGGUUAGAGUUAGUGGUCGGACAAUGUUGUCAGAACUGAUGAGCUUGACGUAUAUGGGUUAUACAACAACCAAAAAUGAUAUUCUACAGUUUGGCUCAGAUUUGAUCCCUUUCAGGAUCAAAAUAAUAGUGUUGUCCUCUUCUGUUGUGUUUUGUACAUUUUACCCAUAAUGCUCAUUGACUUUACAUUCCAAAUCACUAAAGCCCUGGGCUCGG